AUGGCACAACCAUCUUUUAAUUUCACACCUUCAGGAGGAGGUUUUGGUCUUGGAAAUACAACUAGUGCCAGUGGCAGCUUAUUCCCUGGUUUUGGAACUUCUCAACCUUCAGGAGGAGGUUUUG
Messenger RNA from Dentiscutata erythropus, 124 nucleotides. Lineage: Eukaryota; Fungi; Glomeromycota; Glomeromycetes; Diversisporales; Gigasporaceae. The record is from the annotation of a GenBank genome assembly.